AUGAACCCCAGUGGAAAGCCUUCCACCACCCAGCCCAGCCAUGCUUGGAUCAGUCAUACUCAGGAUUAUGGGCAGUACCAAGAGCAAGGCAGGCCUAGCCUCAAUGACCAUGAAGUACUGACCAAAAAGAACCACGUCAACAGCUCGAAUACUGAGCGUGACUCAAAUCAUCUGUACUACAUUUCCAAAAUCUAUGGCAAGGACUUGUGGGUAAACGCUGAGCAGAUGGAAAAAGGAAGAGUUCAUGGAGUCCUUUCCAACAGCAACAGACAAGCUUUGACAGUGAACUUGUCCUUUGCGUUUCCUUACUAUGGACAUUUCCUCAGAGAGAUCACAGUCACAACCGGUGGUUUCCUUUACACCGGAGACGUGAUUCACAAAAUGCUGACCGCCACUCAGUACAUCGCUCCACUCAUGGCCAACUUUGACCCGAGUAUCUCCCCACACUCCACGGUCGUUUACUCUGAUAACGGUACAGCUUUUGUCGUGCAGUGGAACCACGUUUACCUCCAAGAUGAAGCACAUUUGGGGAGCUUCAGCUUUCAGGCCACUCUGCACAGUGACGGCAGGAUCACUUUCGCUUACAAGGAGAUUCCUGUCGACAUCAGUGAAAUCAGAUCAGAAAACCACCCUGUGAAAGUCGGUCUCUCCGAUGCAUUUGUGGUUCUUCAUAACAUUCAGCACAAUCCAGGUAUCAGAAGGAGAACGAUAUACGAGUACCAUCGGGUUGAGCUCCAAAAAUCCAGAAUUCACAACUCCACAGUUGUUGAACUUCUGCCUCUGCCAACCUGCCUCCAGUUCUCCAGCUGUGACAGCUGUGUAACAGCUCACAUCAGCUUUAACUGCAACUGGUGCAACCGCCUACAAAGAUGUUCCAGUGGCUUUGACCGAAAUCGCCAGGACUGGGUCGACAGCGGCUGUUUGGAUGACGUAAAAAACCAGAGCUGUGCUCAGACAGCAAACAGAACCCAGCUACUCAGAGUAAGCGAGUCCCCUCCUAUACACAGGACAGCAGAUUCUACAACCACAGCCCAGCCUGGGAGUAAAAACACCACUGAAUCAACCACAGAUCCUGUCCACUCCACCAUCCUAACCCUUAACCAACAAGCCGAGAGGCAGGAAGAACAUAGUGAGAAGUUACAGACGGGUCUGCUUGUGGGAAUCAUCCUACUUGUGCUCCUCUUGGUUGGUGCAGUGCUGGCAACCAUCUACAUGUACCACCAUCCCACCUCUAGUGCCAGUCUGUUCUUUAUCGAGAGACGACCGUCGCACUGGCCUGCGAUGAAGUUUCGACGAGGUUCAGGACACCCCUCCUACGCUGAAGUGGACGUCCUGGGACAAGACAGGGAAGGGUUUAUUGAAAUGGAGUCUAAAGACAGCUUCUUUGCCGCGGAUAGACGGGAAAGCUUAUACACAACGGACCAGAGGGAUGGUUUCAUAGUGCCCGAUCAAAAAGAACGAUUCAUAGUGGUGGAGCAUUGCAGCAUUUUUACUCAGAUCUCUCCGAAAUCUCUGAGACGGAAUCACACCUCAGAAGAGUGA
Molecule: messenger RNA, 1542 nt
Organism: Trichomycterus rosablanca
Lineage: Eukaryota; Metazoa; Chordata; Actinopteri; Siluriformes; Trichomycteridae
Gene: plxdc2a
Product: plexin domain containing 2a
Exons: 12
Coding region: 1-1542 (513 amino acids)
Source: RefSeq, a predicted model, not a curated record